UUCCCCCAGUCAUCAGGGCAUCCUCUGGGCAUUGGGCCCUUCCCUCCACUGGACUCGGAUGGGAUGUUUACCUGUCUGUGCAGCAGGAAGGGAUACCCAGGUAGUAGGAAGUUGAAACCUCCCCUGGAGCUUACAUUUAAAGCCACACAGCAUUCUGGACAAUGGCUUUGGAGACCGAGAAAUCUACCCGGCCCAGGACUCGACGUGUGUGUCCGCGCAUCCCUGAGCCAUCCGGACUCCCCACUUUGCUCUGUGUGCAAUGGAGAUCAUUCUAUCCGCUUCACACUCGGGAGGCUCAAAGAAGGCCCGAGGCUUUGUAACCGGGCCAAGUGGAGCCUUGCUACUAACCCCACUCUCACCGCAUCCCUCGACACGUUGAUACCUUCCAUGCUCCCGGAACGUAAAACUUUUCCCCACCGUCUGACCCACCCAGGCCACUAUCCCUACCACCUAAGGAGUGUGAAUUCCAGAUGCCAGUUCGCGCUCUUGUUUUUGUCUUCCGUUUGGGAGGGAGCCGAUCUCGAUCUAGGGGCCUCAGGAUGGAAACCAUCCGUCCGCACCGCCAGAGAAGGUCGGCUGGGUCCGGAAAUUCUGCGGGAAAGGGAUUUUCAGGGAGAUUUGGAAAAACCGCUAUGUGGUGCUGAAGGGGGACCAGCUGUACAUCUCCGAGAAGGAGGUAGGUGUCCUCUCCCACCUCUGGACCUGUUUUCUCAAACAUUCCCCGUUUUGUCCCUCCACAGGGGACUUCCUGACCUCCGUCCUCCCCCUGCCUCCCACCCGCGUUGUGUUCCAAAAGCAAGUUCAGCAAUUCGCUUCUCCACUUGCAUCCACAAUCUUUCCCGGCCUCUAGUCACUUCCCAGCCUGAAGCCCGGAACCCGGGGAAGGGGAGAGUCCUGGAGGAACCACGCUGUGCCAAAGCGACAGGCAAGGACAGCAGUCACUGA
This is a messenger RNA of Suricata suricatta (meerkat), 945 nucleotides long. RefSeq lists its product as uncharacterized. The transcript has 3 exons. Lineage: Eukaryota; Metazoa; Chordata; Mammalia; Carnivora; Herpestidae. The record is from RefSeq and is a predicted model, not a curated record. The coding region runs from base 64 to 945 and encodes 293 amino acids.